This is a messenger RNA of Geosmithia morbida, 1383 nucleotides long. Its product is annotated as phosphatidylinositol transfer protein SFH5. The record is from RefSeq and is a predicted model, not a curated record. NCBI's taxonomy places the organism in Eukaryota, Fungi, Ascomycota, Sordariomycetes, Hypocreales, Bionectriaceae. The transcript has 2 exons. Gene Ontology annotation, cellular component: cortical endoplasmic reticulum; plasma membrane; cytosol. Gene Ontology annotation, biological process: regulation of exocytosis; Golgi to plasma membrane protein transport. Gene Ontology annotation, molecular function: phosphatidylinositol transfer activity. Bases 1 to 1383 code for a protein of 460 amino acids.
AUGUCAGACAACAAGGAAAUCGCUGCCACUCCGGCCGUUGAGCCCGUCUCUGAGUCUGCUGCUCUCGUCGAGACUCCUGCCGCGCCCGCGACGACGACGACGACGACGACGGAAGAGAAGAAGCCUGAGCCUCCUGCUGCUUCUGAGAAGCCUGCUCCUGCUCCUGCCGCCGCUGCCGAGAAGCUCGUCGAUCACGCCGGUGCUGGGACCUCGACCGCCACCGUCACCGCCGCCCCUUCCACCCCCAUCGCCAAGCUGGCCGCUCGUCUGCCCGAGAUCGUCAAGAAGUCGGGCCACGCCGAGAUGUGGGCGGUCGACCUGUCCGUUGACGACGCCCUGAAGCACGCCCCCACCAAGGUCGUCCUUCAGAAGUUCCUUCGCGCCAACAACGGCGACCCGGCCACGGCCGAGAAGCAGCUUACCUCUGCGCUCGAGUGGCGCGCCAAGACGCAGCCCGGGAAGCUGGUCGACGAGCUCUACGACGAGGCCAAGUACGGUGGUCUCGGAUACCUCACCGUUCACAAGGAUGCUCAGGGCAAGGAGACGAUCAUUACCUGGAAUAUCUACGGUGCCGUCAAGGAUAAGAAGGCUACGUUUGGAAAUGUUCAAGACUUCAUCAAGUGGCGUGCCGCCCUCAUGGAGAUGGGCGUCCAGAGGCUCAACCUGUCCUCCGUCACAGAGGCCAUCCCCGACGACGGCCCCGACCCUUACCAGAUGAUCCAGGUCCACGACUACCUCUCCGUCAGCUUCCUCCGCAUGGACCCCCACGUCAAGGCCGCCAGCCAGGAGACCAUCCAGACAUUCGGCAUGGCCUAUCCCGAGCUCCUCUCCCACAAGUACUUCGUCAACGUCCCCGCCAUCAUGGGCUGGAUGUACGCCGCCAUGAAGCUCUUCCUCGCUCCCGCCACCCUGCGCAAGUUCCACCCGAUGAGCUCCGGCACCAGUCUCGCCGGCGAGCUGCCCACCAUCGCCGACACCCUCCCCACCGAGUACGGUGGCAAGGCCGGCCCCGUCAAGGACACCGGUCUCACCGUCAAGUUUGCCGGCGCCGCCCCUCCUGCCCCUGCUUCUCCUGCCGACGAGGCCAAGCCUGAGCCCCCCGCCAAGGAUGACACUCCCGCUGCUGGCGCUGGCGCCGGCGCUGAUGCUGAUGCUGAUGCUGCCGCCCCCCCUGCCGAGCUUGCUGCUACCGAGGCCAAGGCUGAGGAGGCCAAGGCUGAGGAGACCAAGGCUGAGGAGACCAAGGCUGAGGAGACCAAGACCGAGGAGACCAAGACUGAGGAGCCCAAGACCGAGGAGCCCAAGACCGAGGAGCCCAAGACCGAGGAGCCCAAGACCGAGGAGUCCAAGACCGAGGAGGAACCUAAGAAGGACUCUGCCUAA